GCAGCCCAGCCUCGGCAAGAGCUCGCUGCUAUUUUCUGCUCUCUGUGGGCUGUCCCCCGUGUCCCAGCGUGGGUGGCUCCGCCUCGGGCAGCGCUGCUUGAGGGCUCGGCUGGAUUUGCUGUCACUCCCGCCGGGGCGGGGGGACACGGGCAGGGAGCAGAGGAUGCUCCGUUGUCACCGCAGCGUGUGCUCAGCACGGAUGGACUGACCGACACUCUCCUCCCGGCUGGACAUGGACAAGCGCGGCUCGUGUGGCUCCAGGAUGGCCAGGGGGGUGCUGGCACCUGUGCGGGCUGCCAGCUGUGCCCAGCUGCUCAGCAGCAGCAGACAUUGCCCUUGGAAAAUGAACCAGCUUCCUCCAAAGAGUGCUGUGGCAUCCCCUGUGUCGGAGAGCACGAAUUCCAGAGGAGAAGCUUUGGACAACUUGUCAAUGGACAGUUUUUGGCUGGAAGUGGAGAAUAUUAAACAAAGCGCUGAAGCCGAGCAGGAGGAAUGCAGCCUUGCAGAUGUCAAAACACAGGAGGAGGGAGAGGCCGAGGCCGAGUGGCUGCAGGACGCGGGGCUGGCCGAGCUGCUCGGGGAGCCGGCGGGGGACAAGGACAACCUGGUGCUGCUGUCCACGCUGACCAGGACGCAGGCGGCGGCCGUGCAGCGCCGGCUGGACACGUACUCGCGCUCGCGCCGCAGGAGGAACAAGCACCCCGUGCGCGAUGUGCGCGACAUCUUCGCUGCCAGCAGCUCCCAGGACACAGCAGCAGAGAAAGAGGAGCCCAGCACAGAUCCACUGUGGCACAAUCUACGGACUUCAAACACCCAGAGAACAGAAACCCAGGAUUAUUCCUGCACAGUUCGAAACCCUGGGAAGGAGGAGGUGUUCAACAUGGAUGUUGCCUACUCAGAGCAAGCAGCUGUCCUGCUCAAGGGAUCCUUCCUGUCUGAAUCCAGGAAGUUAAAGGAUGGAAAUGCCCUAACAAGAUUUAAGAUCCCGAAGGGCAGACUAGGAGUGACCAGGAUUGGAGAUCUGUCAGCUCAGGACAUGAAGAAGAUCCCCACACUGGCCCUCAUUGAACUUACAGCUCUCUGUGAUAUCCUGGGCUUUGAGCUGAAGAGAAAUAAAGCAGCAAAACUGAAAACAACAGAGAAAAGACUCUUUGGAGUUCCACUCAACACCCUGUUGGAAAAUGACCAAAAGCUGCUGCCCAACACCAAGGUCCCUCUGCUGCUCCAGGCACUGCUGUCCUGCCUGGAGAAGAGAGGGCUUGAAACAGAGGGCAUCCUGAGAGUUUCUGGGUCCCAGACCAGGAUUAAGAGCCUGGAGCAGAAGCUGGAAAGGGACUUCUACAGCGGGCUGUUCCGCUGGGAUGAUGUGCACCAGAACGACGUGUCGGGGCUGCUCAAGAGGUUCAUCCGCGAGCUGCCGGCCCCGCUGCUGACUGCAGAGUACCUGCCUGCCUUUGCUGCUGUUCAGAAUAUUCCAGACCUGAAGCAAAGAUUGCAAGCUCUAAACCUCCUGAUCCUGAUUCUGCCAGAGUCCAACAGAAACACUCUGAAGGCCCUUCUUGAGUUUCUCAGCAAGGUGGUUGCCAGGGAAAAAAACAACAAAAUGAACCUCUGGAACGUGUCCACAGUCAUGGCCCCAAAUCUCUUCAUGCACAAGGGGCUGCCAAACAAGAUCCCCGAGGGGAAGGAGAAGCAGCUGGCGGAGGGGGCGGCUGACGUGGUGCGGAUGAUGAUCCAUUACCAGGACCUGCUCUGGACUGUCUCCUCUUUUCUGGUGGCUCAGGUGAGAAAGCUGAACGAGAGCAACAGCAGAAGGUACCAGUUCUGUGACAAGAGGAUCAAAAAUCUGCUGCGCAAGAUUCACGCUGAUAAAGACAAGGUGGAAAAGAACCAGGGAGAGCCUUCCAAGGUUGUGAAAGUCCACGCCUCACUCCUCCUGAAGGACUCUCUGGAGGUGCACUUGAACAAUGCAACCAGGGUUGCCGACGUCCUGAGGCAGUUUCAGAAGAACCUGUGCCAGAAUGGCUGGAAUAUUGUUAACACUGUCAACCUCCUCAAAUGUAACAACUCCACAGAGUGCACAAACCUGCUCCUGUAUGAAGUGGGAGGCAAUAUUGGUGAACAUUGCCUGGACCCAGACACUUACCUCUUGGACUUGUACCACAUCAACCCCCAUGCUGAGUGGAUAAUUAAGCAAAACCCAUCUUGCCCUCGGAUGUUCUAAGGAAAACACGAGCAAAACAAAGCCCUUGGUUGCAGUGUUUGGAAGGUGUGGAAAUAGAGACUUUCCUGUUGCAGUGUCAGAGCAGACACUGCUUGUUUCUUGGGAGGAAAAGCACCUUUAUGAACUGCUUCCAUGGCAGCUGCAGUGAGAGCACAGUGGCCUGAAACAAACGGCAAUUAUCAUGGUGUAGCAGAGUUUGCAGGGGGAAUGGCUGUUCCUAAACAAAAUAUCCCCCAAAACAAACCCUGAAGGCAAAGCUGCAGUGGUUGUGCAGCAAAGAUGGAACUGAAGAAGAAAAAGACUAUCUUGAAUAUGGUGGAAGGCAUUUGUGCAUCCUGGAUUUGCUCUUUCUUUUGGGGGAGAGACAAUGAAAUGCUGCAGUGGUACUAAGGACAUCCCUUGGGUAAGGUCCAUGAUUGCCUGUGGCAUUUCACCAGAGGAUUUUAUGAUCCUGGGCUUCACUAUUAAGGUCCUGUUCUGUUCUUUGAAGAAUGAGAAAGGAUGUUUCCAAAAAGGCCAGAUGGGAUGUGACACCAGCACAUCAUGUAUUUCAUGACUGCAGUUAAACACAUACUUGCAACAUAAAAAUAUAACUUUCCUUGAAAAAAGGUGUGGAAAAUGCAGCAGCCUUUCAGAUGUUCAGUGUGACAGGAAGGUGCCUGUCCCAUGCUGGUAAUGCACACCCAAAUUACCACUGAUGAGGGUCAAACAUGCAUUUAUUUUGAUGGACAAGCUAAAUAUCAACAGACAACACAGGAAAUAUGCUGAAGCUGAUGUGAGGUUGGUAAUCUGACCUGGCUUUGUGAACUGGACUUCUUUCUGGAAGAUUCUGUGUGAAUGUGUUUGUUCAAUAUCAACAAAGCUCCCCUGAGCUGUGAGGUGGCUGAGCUGGGCUGAGCCCUCCCUGCUCUGGCUGCACAUUCCCAUUGCACCCAGCACAGCCUGG
Molecule: messenger RNA, 3170 nt
Organism: Zonotrichia albicollis (white-throated sparrow)
Lineage: Eukaryota; Metazoa; Chordata; Aves; Passeriformes; Passerellidae
Gene: ARHGAP40
Product: Rho GTPase activating protein 40
Biological process (GO): regulation of actin filament polymerization; regulation of small GTPase mediated signal transduction; signal transduction
Cellular component (GO): cytoplasm
Molecular function (GO): GTPase activator activity
Source: RefSeq, a predicted model, not a curated record